UUUUUUUUUUUUUUUUUUUUUGUGUCCUUUAUACAAUUAAAAUUGAUUUGUAUCAUGCUCUAGCCUCUUCUGGCCAGUUCGCUCGGAGAACAAUCUUGUAAUUCGGGUGCCCUCAAUGCUUCCGCUAUCUAUCUAGCUGUGGAGCGGACCGCACAGAAUCUGCUUCGCCAACCUGGACCUGAUUGCGAGCUAAUAAGAGAACUUCCAGCUUCGAAAUACUAAUCAAGCUAUUCUUCCUGAGUAAAAAUAAUUAUCCAGACCCGAAUUCAAAAUGUCUCUGGUCUCAGGUCCUGGUAGAGCUGUGGGCAGUCUUCCAGAUCACACGUUGUGUGUACAGAAACAUGUGGAGUACAUCAGGAAUCUGGACAGCAGGCGGGAUGAGCUGGAAUAUUGGCUCACAGAGCAUCUUCGUCUGAAUGGCGUAUACUGGGGCUUGACAGCCCUGCAUCUUCUUGGCUUCCCGGAAGCUCUCCCUCGGGAAGAGACUAUCAACUUUGUUCUCUCCUGUCAGCGCGAAAAUGGCGGGUUCGGAGCUGCACCCGGCCAUGAUGCACACAUGCUUUACACUGUCUCAGCCGUGCAGAUACUCGUGACCCUGGAUGCGGUGGACGAGCUGGAAAAACGUGGUUUGGGAGGCAAGCGGAAAGUUGCAUCUUUCAUCGCAGGGCUACAGGACAGGACGACAGGCUCCUUCAUGGGCGACGAAUGGGGUGAAUUGGACACCCGUUUCGUCUAUGGUGCCUUUAAUGCCUUGUCAUUAUUAGGACUUAUGGAUAUGGUCGAUGUCUCUAAAGCCGUGGCCUACAUUCAGAAGUGUGAAAAUCUGGAUGGAGGAUACGGCAUCUGUCCCGGAGCAGAGUCCCAUGCUGGACAGGUCUUCACGUGCGUGGGAGCGUUGGCCAUUGCUGGUCGUUUGGACCUUGUGAACAAGGAUCGUCUUGGUAGUUGGCUCAGCGAAAGGCAACUGGACAAUGGUGGGUUGAAUGGACGUCCUGAGAAGUUGCCAGAUGCUUGUUACAGUUGGUGGGUCGGGUCCAGCUUAGCGAUGAUUGACAGACUGCACUGGAUCGAUGGCCACAAAUUGGCUACAUAUAUUCUGCGCUGUCAGGAUCCUGAAGCUGGCGGUUUCGGAGACCGCCCAGGUAAUAUGGUUGAUGUCUUCCAUACGCACUUCGCAAUUGCUGGCUUAAGUCUCCUGAAAUUCGAAGGCGUCCAGGAAGUAGAUCCUGUUUAUUGUAUGCCCAGAGCAGUUACAACGAAAUACUUGAAGAAGUAGCACCUUUCCAGCCAGUAAAGGCGCAAAUGUCUCAACAUUGUCCCCAACCGUAGUCAACUCGACCUCCUGCAAUCUAAUAACCCGUUGUUCUUUACCAUCCAUGGACUAUGGGAUACAAGGCAGGAGAAGAGAAAUGGCCACUGCGACUUAUUUCCGCUUCAUAUCAUUCCACAAUUGCCUGAUAAUAGGCUGUUAAGACGCACUGGCACAAUAUAUCGCAACGCUCAACCUAAUUUUAUUCUUUCUAGAUAGUUGAUGAGAUGAAUCGAAAAUAUUUCCUCUAUU
Messenger RNA from Aspergillus novofumigatus IBT 16806, 1561 nucleotides. Its product is annotated as Rab geranylgeranyltransferase subunit beta BET2. The record is from RefSeq and is a predicted model, not a curated record. The coding region runs from base 272 to 1276 and encodes 334 amino acids. Gene Ontology annotation, cellular component: Rab-protein geranylgeranyltransferase complex. Gene Ontology annotation, molecular function: Rab geranylgeranyltransferase activity. Gene Ontology annotation, biological process: protein geranylgeranylation. NCBI's taxonomy places the organism in Eukaryota, Fungi, Ascomycota, Eurotiomycetes, Eurotiales, Aspergillaceae. The transcript is spliced from 5 exons.